ACUCUAUUACUCAACAGUAUUGUGAAAAACACACCUGCAGGCAGAUAAAACAGUUUCUAAACGUCAGCUUCCUCUCCUGCCAGAUCUGAGAUUAGUUUGUAAUAAAGAUUUCCAACAAGCCCAUGCAGGUUCUGUGUCAGACAGAGCAGUUUCGGGUGCAGCUCCUUUAUUUUCAUGUAACCUGCUUGCAUCUGUUGGAUUGGGCCAGAUGUGGCUAAACAUAGCAAGCCUACGUUUGACCUUAUUAAUGUAAUAAAGAGCUAAGCCAAUUAGAAGCAAUAUCUAAAUUAAUCACACAAGUUAUUCAACUGUAAUUGAUUUCUGUUGGAAACAUGACCCUGUUUUCUUUCUCCCUUUCUGUUACAGGUGCACAUGUGUCUAUCACCCAGGCCAGUGCAGCAGCAAGGAUGAACUGGUCAGGGCUUGAGAGUCUGUUGAGUGGGGUCAAUAAAUACUCCACUGCGUUUGGGAGGAUUUGGCUGUCGAUGGUGCUUGUGUUCCGUGUAAUGGUGUUUGUGGUGGCAGCACAGAGGGUUUGGGGCGAUGAGAGCAAAGACUUUGUGUGUAAUACUCGACAGCCUGGCUGUACCAACAUCUGCUAUGACCACAUCUUCCCCAUCUCUCAUAUCCGUCUGUGGGCGCUGCAGCUGAUUUUUGUCACCUGCCCGUCACUGAUGGUGAUGGCUCAUGUUAAAUACCGCGAAGGAAAGGACAAGAAAUAUGUUGAGCUGCACCAAGGCUCUCACCUGUACGCCAACCCUGGCAAGAAGAGAGGGGGGCUGUGGUGGACCUACCUGCUGAGUUUGGUCUUCAAAGCUGGAUUCGACAUAGCAUUUCUCUACAUUCUGUAUCGGAUAUACCAUGGAUAUGACUUGCCCAAGUUAUCCAAGUGUUCCCUGGAACCAUGCCCCAACACCGUGGAUUGCUUCAUUAGUCGUCCAACAGAGAAAAAGAUCUUCAUGUUGUUCAUGGUGGUUUCCAGCACGCUGUGCAUCUUCAUGUGUAUCUGCGAGAUGGUUUAUCUCAUCGGCAAGCGCAUUGCCAAAUUGGUAAGGAUCCGCCAAGACAAUGUGAGGCUCCUAUUCGCUGAGCAGCACGAGCUCACCAACAUGGCCCCACCCAGGUCCCAGUAUUGUAGGACUGAUCCAACGCUGUCAGACAGCCAAAUGAGUUUAAACAGAAGGGAGAAGAUCAGAGAAGGUGGUAUAAGUACGACCCUGUAGGACGGGUCUGUCUUCUAACGGGUGACCACACAACAGGACCAAAAGUUACCUAAUAAAGUUAACAAACCAAAAGACUGAUUCAAGGGCUGAUCCUGUGACACAGCUGUAGAUGAAAUAUUCAUGACUCUCCGUUGGAAGGAUCUCCAACACUGACCGCUUGUAUGCUGCAGGACACUGUUAAAGAAGAGGACGACUGGUAUUACUAUGUUUGGAUAUCACAUUUAUUUCUUUGUACUAUAGAUCUCAUCAAUUUAUGGUGGAAUAUACAAGGACAAUCAUCCAGGAGCUGGAUUUUAUAGCACACACGGAAUCAGAUGUUGUGUUUGUUGAUUGAUUCUUUAUCAUGAAUCAACAUCAAUACAUCAAUAUGUCAAUUUAAUUGUAUGUAACACUAUGGUAAAUUACAGAAUUACAGCACUCGUUAUCUUUAACACUGUUAAUAACUCUAUUAAUUGUGUGAAUGAGAAGAUUGCCUCUUGUGCGUUCAUAUUUCUUCUACUAAAGGGGCCAAAAUGCCGCUGGGAAAUUGAUGAGCUGAUGCCCCACAUCAAGCGUUGAGUUAUCCAUCAAGGUGUAUCUCUUUGCACCAUGGAAGAUGGUCUCUAUCUAGAUUUGGAUAUUGGUAAGAGGAUAUUUCUAACCAUCUUAUUGUACAGACUGGACACUAGCUGAGCUGACAGGGGGAUGUCACACGACAAAGUCAUAUGUACUUUCAUCUUUGGUCAAAUCCCCAGACACAGAGAAGACAUCUACUGAUGAGUCAACUGGAAUGUCAUAAUGUGUUUCAAUUUCUUUUAACUUGUUUUUAUUGACACACAUUGUGCUAUAUUUAAGUGCUUGUAAAAUAAAAAUGCUGAUCAA
This is a messenger RNA of Cottoperca gobio, 2084 nucleotides long. It is a transcript of the gene gjb9a, whose product is annotated as gap junction protein beta 9a. Bases 333 to 1223 code for a protein of 296 amino acids. The record is from RefSeq and is a predicted model, not a curated record. Gene Ontology annotation, molecular function: gap junction channel activity. Gene Ontology annotation, biological process: cell-cell signaling. Gene Ontology annotation, cellular component: connexin complex. NCBI's taxonomy places the organism in Eukaryota, Metazoa, Chordata, Actinopteri, Perciformes, Bovichtidae. The transcript is spliced from 3 exons.